CUUAUCUUCUUCCUCGCUCCAAUAAUACUCUGGUUGCUUUGGUCGGAAACAAAAACAAAAACAAAAAAACUAUUCGACCAAACAGUUGAGAUGGUUUCGCAGAUAAUCUCGUGUUUAUCUAAAUCUUCGUCUCUUCUCUGCAUCUCCGAUUCCCGGAGAUUAAUUCCGCCGAAGACUUAUAACCGCGGCGGUUUGAACCGGUUUUCUCCGAAAUUUGCUAACCGCCGGUUAUCUACGGUUACACGGAGGAAAUGGAGAUACGCAAGCAUUUUCAACUCCGGGAAAGAAUCUGGAGGAGAGGGAAAGGGAGGUAGCUCGGAGUGGGCGAUACUUGAGAGAUGGGAAGUGCCAUGGGAAUGGCAGACAGCUUCGUUAACUUCGCUUGCUUGUGUAUUAAGUUUUGUUUUGACAGGGUUAACUGAGAUGGCAGCCUUACCCUACUUAGGAGUCGACGUUGAGAAGCUGAGCUUGGACCAAAAGGCUGAGAUUUUAUUCCUGGAUCAAGGCAUAACAACUGCAGUGAUACUUGCUGUCAUAUUCACCGUUGCCAAAACCUUCGAGCCACUUCCUGAUGACAUUUUGCGCUAUGAUUUGAAACAACCCUUCAACUUGCAAAAGGGAUGGCUCGUGUGGGGUGGAAUAGGUCUGGUUGGUGCUGUUGGUGGUAUUGCGUUAACAGGUGUUGCUUUAUCCUUAUUCAGUACAGAGACACCUGAAAGGGAGGUAGACUCUUUGAUGCAGCUUCUCCCAUUAAUUGGAACCUCAAACAUAAGCACCUUAAGCUUAGUGGGCAUAACUGGGAUCCUUGCUCCACUUCUUGAGGAGACCGUGUUUCGCGGAUUCUUUAUGGUUUCUCUUACCAAAUGGGUCCCAACACCAUUAGCGAUCAUCAUAAGCUCAGCUGCGUUUGCCCUUGCUCACCUCACACCCGGUGAAUUCCCACAGUUGUUUAUACUAGGAUCGGUUUUGGGAUUAACUUAUGCGCAAACCCGCAACCUCAUUACCCCGAUGGUCAUACACGGUUUCUGGAACUCUGGAGUUAUUUUGCUUCUCACUUUUCUUCAGGUCCAAGGGUAUGACAUCAAGGAACUAUUGCAGGGAAGCUAGCUUUGCUCUUUCGUUUCUGUUCGCAGUUAACAUGAGAAUGCUUCAUUACGUGAUGGAUCAUCUUAGUACCAAAGAAUUCAAAACUUGAUGUAAUAUACUUAAACAUGACCAUAAACCAAUAUCAUUUUAUACCAUCAAAUUAAAAUUUAGUUACUUAAUUCUGGACAUUAUCAAACA
Brassica oleracea var. oleracea is the source of this 1284-nucleotide messenger RNA. RefSeq lists its product as uncharacterized. Bases 91 to 1107 code for a protein of 338 amino acids. Lineage: Eukaryota; Viridiplantae; Streptophyta; Magnoliopsida; Brassicales; Brassicaceae. Gene Ontology annotation, cellular component: membrane. Gene Ontology annotation, molecular function: metalloendopeptidase activity. Gene Ontology annotation, biological process: CAAX-box protein processing. The transcript has 10 exons. The record is from RefSeq and is a predicted model, not a curated record.